AUGGGUGUCUCUGCGCUGAGUGCCUCGGGACUCCUGGGCAGAAGCUCUGGGCUCCUGCAGGUGGUCUCCCUGCUCUGUCUGGUCCUGCUGCUGCUCAAGGCAGCCCAGCUCUACCUGCACAGGCAGUGGCUGCUCAGAGCUCUCCAGCAGUUCCCGUCCCCUCCUUCCCACUGGCUGUUGGGGCAUAGCCGCGAGUUCCAAAAAGACGAAGAGCUACUACAGAUUCAGAAAUGGGUAGAGAAAUUCCCGUCUGCCUGUCCUCGCUGGCUAUGGGGGAGCAGGGCCACCCUCGUGGUUUAUGACCCUGACUACAUGAAAGUAAUCCUGGGAAGGUCAGACCCAAAGUCUCAGGAUGCGUACAGAUUACUGGCUCCCUGGAUUGGGUAUGGUUUGCUCCUGCUGGACGGGCAGACAUGGCUGCAGCACAGGCGGAUGCUGACCCCAGCCUUCCACUAUGACAUCCUGAAGCCCUAUGUGGGGCUCAUGGCUGACUCUGUCCGAGUGAUGCUGGACAAAUGGGAGGAGCUCAUCAGCCAGGACUCCCACCUGGAGAUCUUUGAACACGUCUCCUUGAUGACCCUGGACACCAUCAUGAAGUGCGCCUUCAGCCAGAAGGGCAGUGUCCAGACAGACAGGAACUCCCAGUCCUACAUCCAGGCCAUUGCAGAUAUAAAAGAGCUCUUCUAUUCUCGAUUGAGAAAUUUCUUCUACCAGAAUGACAUCAUCUACAGGCUGACUCCUGAGGGCCGCAGGAGCCACCGGGCCUGCCAGUUUGCCCAUCAACACACAGACCAAGUGAUCAAGAAGAGGAAGGUGCAUCUGCUAGAGGAUGAAGAGCUGGAGAAGGUCAAGAGAAAAAGGCACUUGGAUUUUCUGGACAUCCUCCUCUUUGCCAGAAUGAAGAAUGGGAGCAGCUUGCCUGACAAGGACGUCCGUGCGGAAGUGGACACGUUCAUGUUCGAGGGCCAUGACACCACAGCCAGCGGCAUCUCCUGGAUCCUCUAUACUCUGGCCGCACACCCCGAGCAUCAGCAGAGGUGCCGCGAGGAGAUUCAGGGUCUCCUGGGGCAUGGCGACUCCAUAACCUGGGGUCACCUGGAUCAGAUGCCCUACACUACCAUGUGCAUCAAGGAGGCACUACGACUCUAUCCGCCUGUACCAGGUAUAGGCAGAGACCUCAGCAAGCCCGUCACCUUCCCUGAUGGACGCUGCCUGCCCAGAGGAAUCCAAGUCUCACUUUCUAUUUAUGGCCUUCACCACAAUCCGAAGGUGUGGCCCAACCCAGAGGUGUUUGACCCUUCCCGUUUUGCACCGGAUUCUAAUACACACAGCCAUGCUUUCCUGCCCUUCUCAGGAGGAUCAAGGAACUGCAUUGGGAAGCAUUUUGCCAUGAACGAGCUGAAGGUGGCUGUAGCCUUGACCCUGCUUCGCUUUGAGCUGGCCGUGGAUCCUCUCAGGGUCCCCAUACCCCAAGCAGUAGUCGUGUUGAGUUCCAAGAAUGGGAUCCACCUGCAACUCAAGAAGCUCCUGUAG
Molecule: messenger RNA, 1533 nt
Organism: Molossus molossus (Pallas's mastiff bat)
Lineage: Eukaryota; Metazoa; Chordata; Mammalia; Chiroptera; Molossidae
Product: cytochrome P450 4A11
Exons: 12
Coding region: 1-1533 (510 amino acids)
Molecular function (GO): iron ion binding; heme binding; monooxygenase activity
Source: RefSeq, a predicted model, not a curated record